GAAGCUGACAAAUCAUUUUUAACAGAUAAACCCCUCCCACCAUAGUUCCCACUUCGUUGAACAGAUAAACCCCUCCCACCGUAGUUUUUUAAAAAGAAGUUAGGAAGUAGAAGAAGAAAAUGAGAAUGAGUUCAUCAAUUGGAAGUAUUUUGCGUCCAAUCAACACAGCCCUCUUCUCCUCCAACCGUCGCUUUAUAAGCUCUCCGGCCCUUUCGCCGACCAGACUAACCAAAGUUUGGUGUCAUUCUUCCUCUAACUCUUCCAACCUCCACACUCAAUCUACUGUUUCACUUCCAGCUAAGUUGGAGCCAUUCGAUGAGGGUAAAGUGAGUGUAUUGAAGCAGAAAAUGGAGCUGCUUGGGGUUACUUGCAAUCAUUCCUGGGUGCCCGGACGAUACUAUAAUCUUUUAUGUCCUAAGUGCAAUGGUGGGCAAUCUAUGGAGAGGAGUUUGUCAUUUCACAUCGUCCAAAAUUGGGAAUUUGCUAUGUGGAGGUGCUUUCGCAUUGAUUGCGGUUGGGCUGGUCGGGUGUUUGCAGAUGACCGGGAAGCAGAAAAUAGAGCCGAAAGGAAAGUCAAAUCAUCUGGAGAAUUGUCAGAAAAGAGCCUGGGUUUAGUGCCUCUUGGUGAGGAGCUUAUUGCCUACUUCCGUGAGCGAAUGAUCUCUGAGGAGACUCUGCAUAGAAAUAGUGUUAUGCAACUUUCUGGUAGCAAGCUUGUCAUUGCGUUUACUUAUAGACGAAAUGGACUUCUAGUUGGUUGCAAGUACCGGACUAUAGAGAAAAAAAGAUUUUGGCAGAUGAAGGAUACAGCAAAAGUGUUAUAUGGACUGGAUGACAUUAUUGAUGCAUCUGAAAUCAUCAUUGUUGAAGGUGAGUUAGAUAAGCUCUCAGUGGAGGAAGCUGGCUUUCCCAAUUGUGUGAGUGUUCCUGGUGGAGCACCAGGAAAGAUUUCUCAUACAUUACCAUCUUCUGAGAAGGACGUUGCAUUUCAGUACCUUUGGAAUUGCAAACAAUAUUUGGAUAAGGCUUCUCGAAUUAUCCUUGCGACUGACAGUGACGUACCUGGCCAAGCUUUGGCUGAAGAGCUAGCUCGUCGUCUUGGAAAAGACAGGUGUUGGCAAGUAAGUUGGCCAAAGAAAGAUGAGCAUAGCUGUUACAAAGAUGCUAAUGAGGUUUUGAGAUAUAUGGGACCAUGUGCUUUGAAGACUUUAAUUGUUAGUGCCAAGCUAUAUCACAAGUCUAUGGAUGACCAAGAAAUAAAAUCUAUGGAUGACCAAGGAAUAUGAGGCCUAUACUCUAUAAAUUAUACUCAUACCAAACUUCUGUAUUAUGCAAUUGCAACAAAAGAUGGAGGAGAAAGGUGUUGAUUUUACAAACAGAACUGAGUUUCCCUCUUAUAAUCUGAUUGUAGAUAAAGUUAAAAUCUAGUUGUACUUGUAUGUAUAUGAAACUGAGAGAGGGACGUAGGAACUAGUUCUGAUACAAGUAGUCUAAUUUUAUGUAACUGAUGCUUAUGGUUGUGUUAUAAUUUACUAUGACAGAUAUUUGUUA
Humulus lupulus (European hop) is the source of this 1551-nucleotide messenger RNA. RefSeq names its product primase homolog protein-like. The coding region runs from base 120 to 1286 and encodes 388 amino acids. The transcript has 13 exons. The record is from RefSeq and is a predicted model, not a curated record. Gene Ontology annotation, molecular function: 5'-3' DNA helicase activity; single-stranded DNA binding. NCBI's taxonomy places the organism in Eukaryota, Viridiplantae, Streptophyta, Magnoliopsida, Rosales, Cannabaceae.